Messenger RNA from Dioscorea cayenensis subsp. rotundata (Guinea yam), 1016 nucleotides. Its product is annotated as DAG protein, chloroplastic. The coding region runs from base 21 to 755 and encodes 244 amino acids. Gene Ontology annotation, biological process: chloroplast RNA modification; cytidine to uridine editing. Gene Ontology annotation, cellular component: chloroplast. The record is from RefSeq and is a predicted model, not a curated record. The transcript has 5 exons. Lineage: Eukaryota; Viridiplantae; Streptophyta; Magnoliopsida; Dioscoreales; Dioscoreaceae.
CUUCUUCUCGAGUUCUUCUAAUGGCGUCGAUAAGCCAAGCCCCCUCCUCUUCCGUCGUCUGCCGGAUUUCUAGGUCUUCAUUUCCAUCCUCGAUGAUUCCUCGGGCUUCCGUUGCUCCUCCAAUGCUUCCGAAUCUCACAGCUCAGCUCUCGUCUCACCGUGCUAUGGUUGUUCGGCGGAGGAACAGGGUUUCUGGGGUUAGAGCUAUGGCGACUGAUGGAGAGUACUCAUCGAGGAGGAGCAGCAGUAGCGAACCGAGGGAGACGAUCUUGCUUCCUGGAUGUGAUUAUAACCACUGGCUUAUUGUGAUGGAGUUCCCCAAGGAUCCGGCUCCGACUCGAGAGCAGAUGAUUGAGACCUAUCUCAAUACCCUCGCCACAGUGCUUGGGAGAUUCAGUUCUUAUUUCUUGUGUAUCCCCUGCAGCAUGGAAGAAGCCAAGAAGAACAUGUAUGCCUUCAGUACCACCACCUAUACUGGCUUCCAAUGCACUGUAUCUGAAGAGACAUCAGAGAAAUUCAAGGGUUUACCAGGUGUUCUCUGGGUACUGCCCGAUUCCUAUAUUGAUGUAAAGAACAAGGAUUAUGGAGGUGAUAAAUAUAUCAAUGGGGAAAUAAUACCUUGCAAAUACCCUACCUAUCAACCUAAACAACGUACUUCGAAAUAUGAGAGCAGAAGGUAUGAAAGACGCCGAGACGGCCCUCCGCAGGAGCGGAGAAGACCAAGACAAGAAACUCAACCCAAGCCAGCAUCCUAAUUGGUCGAAUGUUUACUGUGUUUGUUUCAGGCCACUUGAUGCCAUCCAGGAAGGGAUCAAACUUUAUGUCCAAGUCUAAGUUGGGAUUAGUUAAUGUGGUCUGAGUGGCAGUCUUAAAUGGAUGUUUAUAUCUGAUCUAAUUUUGGAUGCGAUAUUUAUGAGUAGUGAGGACCAUUGUUCCUUUGAUGCUAUUCUAUGUAAUGAAAACGGUGUCUCUAUUGUUUCAUUAAAGGAUUAAAGGAUUCAAUGAUUGGUGUUUAA